This is a messenger RNA of Homalodisca vitripennis (glassy-winged sharpshooter), 2166 nucleotides long. Its product is annotated as protein DEK-like. Gene Ontology annotation, biological process: chromatin organization; regulation of double-strand break repair. NCBI's taxonomy places the organism in Eukaryota, Metazoa, Arthropoda, Insecta, Hemiptera, Cicadellidae. Gene Ontology annotation, cellular component: nucleus. Bases 137 to 1510 code for a protein of 457 amino acids. Gene Ontology annotation, molecular function: histone binding; DNA binding. The record is from RefSeq and is a predicted model, not a curated record. The transcript is spliced from 9 exons.
AGACGGCAAGCAACCAAAUAGAAUAGCAAAGCAAAGCAAAUGAAUGAAUAUUACUGUGUAGAUUGCGUGGUUGUUUGUAUUUUGCAAAGUAGAAGCAUUUGAUACUGAAGAUUUCAAGUGAUUGAAGUCUUCUAUAAUGUCUUCAGAUAAAGUGGAUAAGAAGACUGUAGAGGAGGAUACCAAGGACACAGGUACAUCCGAAGAGGAGACUGAAGAAAAGACCAACAGUAAACCUGCCACUAAGAAGAAAGCAGAACCUCCAAAAAUAAAACAACCUGCUAAAAAGCGAGUGAAGACGGAACAAGCUGAAAAAGAAAGCAAAAAAGAAGAUAAAAAGAAAGAGAAAAAAGAGGAAAUGAAGGAAGACGAGGAAGAAGAUGAAGACUCCGCUGAAGAGAAUGGAGUUGAAAAUCACAAAGCCGUGCCAUUGUUGGAUCAACCCCUUGAGGUGACCGGUAGUCGCAAACGGAAAGAGACCCAAAGGUUUCAUCAGCCAAUAGAACAUAAAGAAGAACAAAAAGCAGUUCAAAUACCUGAAGGCAAAGGAAAAGCUCUUGGUGAAAUUCCUAGAGUUGAGCUUGGUAUUCAGAGAGCUAAGGUUGACGAUCUAAAAUUGCUCCAUAGACUAUGUUUUGGAAAACAGGGAAAAGUUGCCACUCUGCAGAAGAAUAUAAGAAAAUUCAAUGGCUUUGAGUUUGAGGAAGCUUCUGAUGAUUAUGAGAAGAAAAAAGUGACCAUUGAAAAGAAUUUUAAAAAGGUUACUGUUGCACAUCUGAAAAACAUCUGUAAUAUCAUAGACAUUGACAAAGCAGGCACCAAAGAUGAUAUCUUGGCCAGGAUACUGAGUUUUCUGACAUGUCCUGUUGACUCUGGAAAGACAUUACCCGGAGAGGGGCGUACUAAAAGGAAAGGGGCUUUAUCCAAGAACUACGAUGAAGGUGAAGAAAAAUUUGACUCCAGGAAAAAGGUAUCAACCAAAUCUAAAAAGAAGGAUGAUGGUUCUGAUGAAUCCGGAAAAGAAUCGGAAGACGAAAAAGAAGGGUCUGAGGAAGAAGCUGAGGAAGUGAAGCAGAAUGACAAAAAGAAAGAUGAACCACAAACCACUGAAGAUUCAGCUCCUGAUGAAGAGGAGGAUAAGGAAGAAAAAGAUGAGAAACCAAAAAAAGGUGGUAAGAAAGGAAAAAAGGCUGCAGAAUCAACAGAUAAGAAGGCUCCACCCAAGAAGAGAGGUGCAGCUAAGAAAGCUGCAGAGAAGAAACCAGAGGUAGAGAAAGAUGGAGAUGAAGACAAUGAAAGUGAAAGUGAUGAACCGCUAGCCAAGAAAACUAAAACUCCACCCACUGAUGAGGAGAUUAAGACAUACGUCAAGAGCUUGCUGGAGGGUGCCAACCUGGAGCUUAUUACCAUGAAAAAGGUCUGUCAAGACGUAUAUGCGCAUUAUCCAGAUUUUGAUCUGGGCCACAAGAAGGACUUUAUCAAAACAACUGUCAAAUCCCUAAUCUCUUCGUGAGCGAUAUGAAGUGAUCCAACCUGUGUAAAUAGACAAAUAGCUGUAGACAGUAGAGUAUCUACUGGAUGUCAUUGUGGAACUUGAUGGUUUUUUACUAAGUGAUAAGUAAGUGAUGUAAGUGAACUAAUGAUGUGGCAAGAGCGUGCCUAUCUUUCAUGUGGGUCCUGACAAGAGUUGUAUAUAUUAUAAUAUUGUUGUGUAAGUUUGUUUAAGUUUGUUGUUCAGUUGUAUGGUUAUUUUUACUGUUAGAAUCAUACAAAUAUUGUAGAACAUUUGAAGAUAUUUUGGUGGGGGAAAAUACUCAAAUUAUAAAAUCUUUACCAUUAAAUAAUAUGCAAGUUAAAAAGCAAAAAUAUAAAAUUUUGUAUAAGAAUAGUAAAGUUCCAGAUAAUAUAUUUUAUUUUGUAUCUGACAGACAUAAAUUAAAAUCAUGAUGAGUUUGAUACCUAUAAUGAGACAGAAGUUGUGAUGUUUACGGGUCUUGGGAAGAACAACGAUGUCACCGCUCUUGCCCACUCAGGGUUCCAACCCUCACCAUUAAUUUUGCCGUAAUUCCAAGUGAAGUAAAACAUAGAUCAGUUUUAUUGUUUCUCAUAAAUUUUACCAUAUUUUGCUGUAAAACAUCAAUAGUUUAAUAAAGCAAUUUUGAAAAGAAA